Messenger RNA from Chrysoperla carnea, 1920 nucleotides. RefSeq names its product tubulin beta chain-like. Bases 83 to 1456 code for a protein of 457 amino acids. The transcript is spliced from 3 exons. The record is from RefSeq and is a predicted model, not a curated record. Gene Ontology annotation, molecular function: GTP binding; structural constituent of cytoskeleton; GTPase activity. Lineage: Eukaryota; Metazoa; Arthropoda; Insecta; Neuroptera; Chrysopidae. Gene Ontology annotation, biological process: microtubule cytoskeleton organization; mitotic cell cycle. Gene Ontology annotation, cellular component: cytoplasm; microtubule.
UUCCAGUUAAUUCAGAAGAUAUUCCAAUUGUUGUAGAAAUUUUUUUGUAUUAUUUAUUUUGUAUACGUUUUAACAAUUCAAUAUGCGUGAAAUUGUUCAUUUGCAAGCCGGUCAAUGUGGAAACCAAAUUGGUGCUAAGUUUUGGGAAGUAAUCAGUGAAGAACAUGGAAUAGAUCCAUGCGGUAUUUAUCAUGGCGAAAGUGAUCUACAACUGGAACGCAUUAGUGUAUACUACAAUGAAGCAUCUGUUGCAACAAGUACGAAUGGAGGAAAAUACGUUCCCCGUGCCAUUUUACUUGAUCUCGAACCAGGUACUAUGGAUGCAGUACGGUCUGGUAUUUAUGGUAAAUUAUUUAGACCUGAUAAUUUUGUAUUUGGUCAAUCUGGUGCUGGAAAUAAUUGGGCCAAAGGGCAUUAUACUGAAGGUGCUGAACUAGUAGAUGCCGUUUUAGAUGUCGUCCGAAAAGAAGCAGAAAAUUGCGAUUGCCUACAAGGUUUCCAACUUACUCACUCAUUGGGAGGUGGCACUGGUUCAGGAAUGGGAACAUUGUUGAUUUCAAAAAUUCGUGAAGAAUACCCAGACAGAAUUAUGAAUACAUAUUCAGUGAUGCCAAGUCCAAAGGUAUCCGAUACAGUUGUGGAGCCAUAUAACGCAACUUUAUCUGUUCAUCAAUUAGUUGAGAAUACUGAUGAAACUUAUUGUAUAGAUAACGAAGCCUUGUACGAUAUAUGUUUUAGAACACUUAAAGUUCCUAAUCCAAGUUAUGGUGAUUUAAAUCACUUAGUAUCAUUAACAAUGUCUGGUGUGACUACCUGUCUACGUUUCCCUGGUCAAUUAAAUGCAGAUUUACGUAAAUUAGCUGUAAACAUGGUACCAUUCCCACGACUCCACUUCUUUAUGCCCGGUUUUGCUCCACUAACUUCAAGAGGUAGUCAACAAUACCGUGCUCUUACCGUUCCUGAAUUAACCCAACAGAUGUUUGAUGCAAAGAAUAUGAUGGCCGCCUGUGAUCCACGUCAUGGUAGAUAUUUAACUGUCGCUGCAAUCUUCAGAGGAAGAAUGUCAAUGAAAGAAGUUGACGAACAAAUGUUAGCUGUACAAAACAAAAAUAGUUCAUACUUUGUUGAAUGGAUUCCCAAUAAUGUAAAAACCGCCUGUUGUGACAUACCACCUAAAGGAUUAAAAAUGUCAUCCACCUUUAUUGGAAACACAACCGCAAUACAAGAAUUAUUUAAACGAAUUUCUGAACAGUUUGCAGCUAUGUUUAGACGUAAAGCUUUCUUACAUUGGUAUACUGGUGAGGGUAUGGAUGAGAUGGAAUUUACUGAAGCUGAAUCAAAUAUGAAUGAUCUUAUUAGUGAAUAUCAACAAUAUCAAGAAGCAACUGCUGAUGAAGAAUAUGAAAUCGAAGAAGAAUGCGCUCAAGACGAUUUUGAUUGUGCUAAAAAUCAAUAGAUUUCCAAAUUUUGAGAAUAGUCGAAUCCAUGCGAGUGUCAUAUUUUUAUUUCGUUUGAGGUGCAUUAUUUUUUAAUAGCUUAUGCUCUUUUUGUAAUAUUUAAUGGAAGUACGUGCCCAAAGACAAAAUUGUAAAAUUGUUUGGGCGUCAUUUAAGUAUAAAAUAGUUUUUUACGAAAGGAACAUAAUCUAUAUUUGGUAAUAUCUUUCUAAAUAUUUAUUAUUAACCUAAAUAGUAUUUUACCUAAAGAAAUUUGAGUGUGAUUUUUAUAUACGACACAUUUUUGUUUAUUAACAAAUUUUGAUAAUUUGAUUGCGUUUAUAACACAAAAAGAAAAUCAUGCAUUUAGAUUAAAUUCGACCACGACUGAGAACUUUUUACAUUUUUGUACUAUUUAUAUAAAAAAAUCUUAUACUUUUAUUUAUAAGAAAGCGUCUAAUAAAACAUACUACCUAUAUAUAAA